This is a messenger RNA of Aspergillus steynii IBT 23096, 873 nucleotides long. RefSeq lists its product as uncharacterized. Lineage: Eukaryota; Fungi; Ascomycota; Eurotiomycetes; Eurotiales; Aspergillaceae. The transcript has 2 exons. The record is from RefSeq and is a predicted model, not a curated record. Bases 230 to 760 code for a protein of 176 amino acids.
UAUUUAUCGUAGUCGACGCCUGGUGCUUUAGUCCGUAUUCAAUGUACAGAGCCUUGUCUCCGAAUCCAAUCGCGUGAACCCUUGGAGCCACGAGUCAAUCGGACGACGAAGUGGCUGCUUACCCUCGACCAAGCAGGUCGCCUCCGUUACCUACACGGGACCAUCGUUAAAACCGCUCCUCGAGAUUUUCUUCCUCUGACAUGACUUCCUACUGUCACAAUCACUUGAGAUGGCUGGCAAAAACACCAAGACGGUCGUGCAAUGGGCCCUGACCCUGUCGUGCUGGUUCAUACAGUUUCAAAAGCUGGGAUAUAUCAACUGUUUGCGCUGUAUCAUCGAUUUCCUCUUAACCCUCACCCCGACUUUGUGGUCGCCCCGCGAGUUUUUGUUCUUCCAGUCUCUCACGUUGAGAGAGGCUCCUCUGCUAGAUGACGACACCUACCAGUGCUGGCGACUCCAGGAUGCCGCUGGACGCUGUCAAUCCUGGCAGCAAAAGCGCGAAGCCACCUCAGGGCCUGUGUCGGUCGUGUCUGGCUGGUAUGGGCCCGGUGCUUAUCUGGCUUGGCUACUGACAGCAUUCAUGACGGCCAUUUCUGCCAUUUUGGGGGCAGACUGCGCGCCCUCGCGUGCCGACGCGCAUCGACAGGACGGCGAGCUGCUACUCACGUUAAUUUAUCCCCUCAUUGCCAUGGCUGACGUGGUGCUGCGACUGGCGCGCUGUCAAAUUGACCCCGGCCACGCGGCUGUCCUGGCAGGUUGACGGGCAGGACGAGGAUCUCGGCAUCUUUCCGGGCACGACGCGCGAAUGGGCUUGGAAGUUAGUCCGAUUCUUGUGCCACGGUGUGCUUUUCACGAUCUUGGGCGAGCCUCACG